GUUAAACUCUCUGAUCCCAUUGCCUUCCAUAUUUCCCAUAAGCAAAGUACACAACUGUUUUAAGGGUAGAUGAUCAUGGAAGAUCCUCGGUUUCAUGAGUAUACUAAUGAUUACGUCAAUGAUUUCUCAUUAGAUGAUGGGAAUAAUGUGUUUCCAAUCUUUGAUCAAUUUUCUAGUUAUGCAACUAGAGGAUAUAGAUUUAGAGAUGAGCCUCUAGAUCUCAGUUUCUUAGAUGUUCCUUCUCCUGUAGCGAAUCAUGAUUCGGUGAGAACCAUGAAUUCGCUACCAGGGAUGGCGUCGCAGAUAGAUUCUGCGCACGAAGAGUAUGACAAUUCGGUUUUUAAGUUCUUAAACCAUAUUCUUGUGGAAGAGAAUAUGGAGGGUAAGCAAAGUGUGUAUAAUAAUGAUCCUUUUGCUUUACAAGCAACUGAAAAUUCUUUUUAUGAAGCACUUGGAAGUAGCAAUCACCGAGAACCUCUUCGUCCGCCUCCUCUUAUCCUUGUCCCGAAUGUUCAAACUCCAGAAGAAAUUGUUUGUGGGAGUUCAAGCGAGUAUAGUACUUGUGGUAGCAAUAACUCGGUUGAUCCACGAUGGGUUAGAAGUGAUUCGUUUGACACCAAUUCUUCGGUUACUCAAGCUAAUUCACUUGAGUGCCUUCCUUUUAGGUCUAGUACCACUAGUGUCGUUAAUGAUGUUAACGACACAAUGGAUUCGAUAAACACACAUAUGCUUCAACAUAUGUUCACUGAUAGUGAAUCUAUCUUGCAAUUCAAGAGAGGUAUGGAGGAAGCAAGUAAAUUUCUUCCUCCUAGUAGACCUCUAAUUAUCGAUUUGGACAAGUACAAUUUGCCAUCCGGUUCACCUCCAGGAGUUCCAGUGAAGGUGGAGAGGGUCGAUACGGAGAACUCACCAAACCCACUCAAGGGAAGAAAGCAUUUUCCAUUGGAAGAUGAAUAUUUUGAAGAUGAAAGAAUUAGCAAACAGCCGUCCGCGGUGAAUGAAGAUGAAGAGGCCGAGUUGUGCAAAAUGUUUGAUCAAAUUCUUCUUUGUACGAAUGCAAAAGGGGAGCCUGUACCCGGUUUUGGUGAUCAUCUUCCAAGUCAUAAUAACAUUAAGCAUGUGUAUAAUGGUUGGAAUGCUCCUUGGACAGGAAAUCCAAGUGACAAUAUCGAUAUUAGAACGCUUUUAAUCAAGUGUGCACAAUCAAUUGCUGAUGAUGAUCACAGGAUUGCAAGUGAGCAGUUAAAGAAGAUAAGAAAACACACUUCACCUUCAGGCAAUGCUUCCGAGAGGUUGGCUCAUAUUUUUGCUCUUGGCUUAGAAGCACGAUUAUCCGACACCAGUUCACAGCUUUACACAUCUCAAAAAGCUACAAAAAUCCCGGCUGCUGACAAGCUGAAACCGUUUCAGGCUUACUUGUCAGCCUGCCCUUUUGUAAAGAACGAGGUUUACUACGCUAACAAAAUGAUACUUGAAGCAGCUUGGACAUCUUCAACUCUUCAUAUAGUAGACUUUGGUAUUGCAUAUGGUUUUCAAUGGCCAAUCCUUAUUAAACACUUGGCAGACCGACCUGGUGGGCCGCCUAAGUUGAGGAUAACUGGAAUCGAGUUUCCACAACCUGGUUUUAGGCCCGCGGAGAUGGUAGAAGAAACAGGAAGGAGGUUGGCCAUUUAUUGUGAGCGGUUUAAUGUCCCGUUUGAGUACAAUGCUUUAGCAACUCAAAAUUGGGAGAUGAUUAAACUUGAAGACCUUAAGCUUCAUAGAAACGAGUUUCUUGUGGUGAAUUCUCAGGCUCGGUUUGAGAACUUGCUUGAUGAAGUAAAUGGUACUACAGAUAGUCCAAGAGAUGGGGUUUUGAAGUUGAUUAGAGAUAUGAAACCGGAUUUUUUUGUUCAUUCGGUUGUGAAUGGAUCUUAUAGUUCGCCAUUCUUUGUUACUCGUUUCAAGGAGGCCCUUUUCCACUACUCUUCCUUGUUUGAUAUGCUUGAUACGAUAUUAGACCGUACAAAUGAGCAUAGACAGAAUUUCGAGAUGGAAUUUUAUGGGCGUCAAGUUAUGAAUGUGAUUGCGUGUGAAGGUCCUCAAAGGGUGGAGAGACCCGAGACUUACAAGCAGUGGCAGGUCCGAACUUCCAGGGCUGGGUUCAAGCCUAGACGUGUGAACCGUGAUAUCGUUUCACAGUUGAAAUGUAAGGUCAAGGUCGGUUAUCACAGAGACUUUGUGCUUGAUGAAGACGGAAAAUGGAUGCUUCAAGGAUGGAAAGGCCGGAUUCUGUAUGCUGUUUCGUGUUGGGUACCUACCUAAUUCGAGUCUUCAACUAUCUUAUUAGUUAUAGCAAAAGGUGUCCUUUGGGCAUGGAUGUCCUUAUAACUUGAUUAAAGAUAACAGUUUGAUGAAGAAAUUACUCAAGUUGAGCCAGACUGUUAUAGAAGCAUGCAUCACAAUGGGAUGUUAGUAUUGCUGUCAAAUUAUGGCUGCAGGCGCGUCAAUCUUUCUUGGAUUAGAAUGGUGAGCUAAGUUGUCUUUCAAGUUAGUAAUUAUACAAUGUGAGAAUUCAGAUUCCAGCUAGCUAUAUGUUGCAAUUGUUUCAAGGGAGUAUAGAUCCAUUACUUUUUUAGAAUAUCAGUGCCUACAUGUAUAUAAAAAUGUAGUAUCUGGCUAGGUAAUUCAUGUUUAAUUAGUUAGUUUGUUGGAUUUAUUUGUUGUUAGCCUAGUUACAUGUUUGUAUUUUUCCUUGAUUACAUAGUUUUGUGGUUGUAUGUAAUUUGGUUGUUCAGUUUUGAUA
Messenger RNA from Erigeron canadensis, 2785 nucleotides. RefSeq names its product scarecrow-like protein 33. Bases 70 to 2304 code for a protein of 744 amino acids. Gene Ontology annotation, molecular function: sequence-specific DNA binding; DNA-binding transcription factor activity. Gene Ontology annotation, cellular component: nucleus. Gene Ontology annotation, biological process: regulation of DNA-templated transcription. The transcript has 3 exons. The record is from RefSeq and is a predicted model, not a curated record. Lineage: Eukaryota; Viridiplantae; Streptophyta; Magnoliopsida; Asterales; Asteraceae.